AUGAGCCUCGCUCGUCUCCUCAUCUCACUUCUUCCACAGCUGGUGGUCCUCAAAGGGACACCUGUGCCUGGUAGACGUUUCCUUCCAGCGUCCUCUUCCUCUUCGACCACGAAAUCAGUUGAUCGGCCCUCUGCACGCAGGAACCCAUUUUCUAGUUCGCGACCGGCGCCGGUGCCUUCCUCAUCCUAUCCCGUUGCAACACCGCGCUUCCAACAGUCAACGCAAAAGACAGAUGAUAUCCAGACAAGCUUUGAUGACGAAGCGGAUAGCCCUCUCUUCAACGGGCGCCUUACCAUAGCUUCGGGGGCUUCAGUCGAUGUAGUGGACGAUGAUGAACGCUCUCCUUCGCCACUCUACAACCGGACUGGUGAUCUAAGGGUAGACAGCCAUUGGCACGCUGAAGACGAAUCGUCACCUCUCCAACAGCGACAGGUAGCAUUCGCGCAUACCGCCAAGAGACGCAAGGUUAUACAUCCGGGAAUCAGUGUCGCUGAGCUCAUCAACGAUUCUUCCCCGUCCGAAGACGAUCGUUCUGACGAUGUAGACCAUCUGUCUGACGCCGAGUCUCCGGCUUCGUCGUCUGAGCUCGAGGACGACCUCCCAUCGGCUGUACGACGCACCCCAAAUGAAGAGUCUGGCCGAUUUAGCCAUUUCAGAUCGCUGGCUUCGGAGCCGAAUCGACCUGGUCCUAGCUCGAGACCGGCUUUCAGAACAAACCCCGAGGAUAUCUCACACGGACAAGCUGUCAGUGGGCCAGUGCUACCCGACAUAUUCUCCCCGUCGCGUCGAAAAGGCAAGAAAGACUAUAUCCCUGGCGGUACCGCAGAUCUGGUCCGAAGUUGGGUGUUAGCUAUUCCUACUCAAGAAUCUCAUGGUCACGGCCAAUCACUUUCGGAGGAAGCGUUGUCCAUAACCCAAGUAAAGACCGACAGCAGUGGGCGUUUCUGGUUGGCUACUGAUGACAAUGGCGCACUGUGGCUUCUUCCACAUCAGCAAGAGAAAGCCGGAGCUGGCUCUCUUAUGUCUCUGUCAACCCUUCGCCCUGGCGCUCGAAUUCUGGUCAAAGGUCAAGCGACAAAGUGGAGUCUGAAUCUCGACUCUUGUGGGUCGAGCACAGUGACUGUCGCUGCGUAUUGGGAAAUCGUCCUCCCUGGCUGA
Molecule: messenger RNA, 1158 nt
Organism: Cladophialophora carrionii CBS 160.54
Lineage: Eukaryota; Fungi; Ascomycota; Eurotiomycetes; Chaetothyriales; Herpotrichiellaceae
Exons: 2
Coding region: 1-1158 (385 amino acids)
Source: RefSeq, a predicted model, not a curated record